GUUCAGGAUCUCCUAAUGGCAUAUGCCUUAAUAAAACCGGAGCUGAGAACGAUAUUUACACACAACAAAGCAAUUGUUUGGCAGAAGGCCAGGGUGUCAGAUCACAAAAUGGCCCUCAUGUCUGUGCUUGGAACUGCCUUGAUGAGCAGCAUGCUACCUUUCCAACACCAUCAGGUGCAUCCAGAGGUUUUGCCUUCCUACCCUGCAGGACCAAAGCAACUCUCCUCACUUUGCUUUACCAGGCAGGAAAUAGUGGAGCUGCUCUGGAAACCUCAGCUGCGGCUCCAUGCUCCGGAGCACCCCACUGACCCAGCUCCAGCUCUGGGUCAAUGCUCCAGAGCGACCCAGAUCCGCGGAGAAGAACCCAGGAGUUGCGAUGGACACAAAGGCUGUCAACCUGCAGAUUCAGAUUCAAGUCCGAACAAUAGACCAUGCAAAAAGCUGUCCAAUGCAGUGACUGAGAAAAAGGCAAAGGUUACAGCCUACGACUUGAUGAGCAACCUAACUCUGAGGCAGCUAAUGUCCGCCAGUGCAAUAUUCGGGCAAGAAAUGCGACCAAGGAUCCUAGAAGAGAAUCCAAAGGCCAGUCUGCAGGAGAUUACCAGCAGUGUUGAAGAUCAGUGGAAAAAUCUGAGCGAAGAGGAGAAAAAGAAACAUGAGGACAAGGCUGAAAAGGACAGGGACUGAUAUAAAUUACAGACCAAGAAAGCAUCAGAGCAAAACAGUGACAGACUUUCAAAAGGGGUAGAAAAGCGUCCUAAACUGGCACGUAGUAAGCUUGAAAUCCAAAAGCGCAAGGCUUCUCUUUCAAACCAGCAAAUAAUCGACAGGCUUUAUCAAAGCCAGAAAGAAAAGAAAUCCAACUUGGAGAUAGUUGUGCUUGGAGGACUGCAGUAUACAGAUGCGCUGUACAACAUGGAAAAGGAAGACCCAGCGUUGAACGGAGUGACCUUCUCAGACCCAAGGCUUGUGUCAAACGUAUGUAAAGUCAGACCAGGUGCCUCAGCCGCUGAAAGACAUUUGGAAGUUGCAGGGAUGUCUGACUGUGUGCCUUACUACAGUACAUCAGAUUUAAAGUUAAUUUUAAAUGCCGUUUUGAACAGAAAAGCAAAAAGCGUGCAACAGGGCAGACCGCUUAAAGUAAAAAAUUACCUUCAGGGAGAAGCUGUCUGCCUAGCACACCAAUUACCACUGACCUUCUCAAAAGAAGAUAUUGAAGAUACAAUCUCCAGAAUGAAAGAACAGCUUGGAAAUGACAGCCAGAGCUGUACACAUGGGCGCCCAUUUUUCCAUUUGUUGGCAGAUAUUAUCAUAUUUUCAGUGUUAUGGAAUCUCUUUUGACAAAAUCUAACGGCACCCUUCACUUUGACCUGUGGUAUGGCGGCCCUACUGUGGUUACGUGACUUUGUUUUCAAGACCUAACACUAAGAUACUGGCUUCAUACUGAAUACACAACUGUGCUCUGUGAUUCCCCAUGUAAAGCACAAGACAAAAGCUUUCACCACCAGUGUCAAAGCCUCAUGACUAAGGGACCAUUUGAGGUAGUGACUUAAGAUUUACAGGGUGACCUUGACAUUGACCCACUGACCUAAUAUGGCUUCCAUAUUGAGGUCAUGUGAUUGAGUUUAUAGCUGAGUUAAAAAUUGUAUGCUUUGUAUUAUUGUAUUAAUGGUUGGUACACAGCAAUUUUCCUAGUUACCCCAUUUGGUUAACUUAUCAAAUAUUACAGUAAGUUACGUAAAUAGGCUGGGUAGAUAUAAAUGGCUAAACCAGAAUGAAAACAUUUCCAUAUUAUACUUUACAAAUAGUAUUGUUAACUCUUGAUUUUAAAACUGACCAUAUAUAUUUGAGGAUAAUAAUACGGUAUAUUCAAUGAUUUUUAAUUCUUAAUAAUACAAAUUAAAAAGAUCUGAGAUCAGUAGUAAACAUAGGAGUAUUGGAAUUUGUUGGUAGCAUCUCUGGCUAUUCAGAUUUUUCCUGAACUAGAAUCCUACCAUAUUAGAAUCUGACUGCAGUUCCCAAAUUGUAUUACCGUUGAUUCAUCAGAACAUACCCCUGCUGUGAAAACUGGGAGAAUGAGAUAAUGUCAUAAAUUGAAUGAAAAUGAUUAGUAUGUAGACAGCGCACCGCGUCAGUCAAAUUAUUGUCAAUAUUAAAGCCUAAUAUAUUUUGUUU
Molecule: messenger RNA, 2175 nt
Organism: Polyodon spathula (Mississippi paddlefish)
Lineage: Eukaryota; Metazoa; Chordata; Actinopteri; Acipenseriformes; Polyodontidae
Gene: pms1
Product: PMS1 homolog 1, mismatch repair system component
Exons: 9
Source: RefSeq, a predicted model, not a curated record